AUGGGAGUGAAAGUUGACGGCUAUCAUUUACACCAUCUUCAUUUCGCUGAUGACAUCGUUCUUAUAACAUCAAGCAUCGAUCAGGCGGAACACAUGCUGGGCAAAUUCGAUAAAACGUGUAAAAAGAUCGGUCUUCAACUGAAUCUGGACAAGGCGAUUUUUAUGAGGAACGAAUGGGUCUCUGAUGUCCCAUUCACGCUCAACGGAACGAACAUAUUCGAAUGCUCCAGCUAUGUAUAUCUAGUUCGGGAAAUCAAGAUGAUGAACGACCUGACCUCCGAGCUGGGCAGAAGGAAACGAGCGGGUUGGGGUGCAUUCAAGAGCAUCGAGGCUGUGGUGAAGAGGAUCAAGAACAUCCGGCUCCGUGUUCACCUAUUCAACACCACCGUUCUUCCUGCUUCGACCUAUGCUUCGGAAACUUGGGCAAGCAUGAGGAAAAUGCGAUCGGCUUCAAAAAACGCCGAAUUGAAAGUGUGGUUCUAG
Molecule: messenger RNA, 483 nt
Organism: Necator americanus (New World hookworm)
Lineage: Eukaryota; Metazoa; Nematoda; Chromadorea; Rhabditida; Ancylostomatidae
Exons: 1
Coding region: 1-483 (160 amino acids)
Source: RefSeq, a predicted model, not a curated record